Molecule: messenger RNA, 876 nt
Organism: Pelobates cultripes (western spadefoot toad)
Lineage: Eukaryota; Metazoa; Chordata; Amphibia; Anura; Pelobatidae
Source: the annotation of a GenBank genome assembly
AUGAAACUCCCAUCUUAUUCUCCAGAACCUCCUAUGAAACUCCCAUCUUAUUCUCCAGAACCUCCUAUGAAACUCCCAUCUUAUUCUACAGAACCUCCUAUGAAACUCCCAUCCAAUUCUCCAGAACCUCCUAUGAAACUCUCAUCUUAUUCUCCAGAACCUCCUAUGAAACUCCCAUCAUAUUCUCCAGAACCUCCUAUGAAACUCCCAUCUUAUUCUCCAGAACCUCCUAUGAAACUCUCAUCCAAUUCUCCAGAACCUCCUAUGAAACUCCCAUCUUAUUCUCCAGAACCUCCUAUGAAACUCUCAUCCAAUUCUCCAGAACCUCCUAUGAAACUCUCAUCUUAUUCUCCAGAACCUCCUAUGAAACUCCCAUCCAAUUCUCCAGAACCUCUUAUACAACUCUCAUCUUAUUCUCCAGAACCUCCUAUGAAACUCCCAUCUUAUUCUCCAGAACCUCUUAUACAACUCUCAUCUUAUUCUCCAGAACCUCCUAUGAAACUCUCAUCUUAUUCUCCAGAACCUCUUAUACAACUCUCAUCUUAUUCUCCAGAACCUCCUAUGAAACUCCCAUCUUAUUCUCCCGAACCUCUUAUACAACUCUCAUCUUAUCCUCCAGAACCUACUAUGAAACUCUCAUCUUAUUCUCCAGAACCUCUUAUACAACUCUCAUCUUAUUCUCCAGAACCUCCUAUGAAGCUCCCAUCUUAUUCUCCAGAACCUCCAGUGAAAUGCCCAUCUUAUUCUCCAGAACCUCUUAUAAAACUCCCAUCAUAUUCUCCAGAACCUCCUACGAAACUCCCAUCUUAUUCUCCAGAACCUCUUAUAAAACUCCCAUCUUAUUCUCCAGAACCUCUUAUAAAGCUUGGUUAUUAA